GGUAAAGACAAAAGAAGGGAAUAAAACGGGCAUCACGUGGCGAUAAACGUAUGUAAUACGCUUUAUUAGCUUUUAGAUAUCAGAUAAGAAAAUAGACGCGCCACGCCGAAUCGCCGAUACAUUUGAGCUUUUCUGUUCUGCUUCGCAGCUAAUUCAACUUCAGAAGCAAGUAGCUGUAAGUUGCCGAAAGUUUGCGACUUUACGACAGUGCGACUUUGCGACUUUGCUAUUCGCGACGGUAUAUCUUAUCGUCAUAAUUCGCUCGCCUGUCUAGUGCUGUCUAGUCCUCUUGUGUAAAUAUUGCAGCGAUUCGAGUAUCAAUCACACCUCAUAUACUACGUCUACAUUUCUAUUGGGAGUACCUAAACAAAUUUACCACCAAUGCGCAAUGGCUAAAAAGAACAAGAAGCCCACAGCGGGCGAAUCUCAUACUAUAGAGGCACAAGCUACUGCAGAGUCCUCAACAGCGCCUUCGACAGCGAAUAAAAAGAAGCCAACUUCUCCUGCGCCUCAGUCGUCGUCGUCGUCUUCCUCAUCUUCGCUUGUAAUUUGCCGGAAUAAACACUGGCGUUACAUAUCCUCGUUCCAUGGACCAUGGCUGCAGCUACCGCUCGAAGUCCUUGAGACCUUGGCUAAUGCGAACUACUACAUGCCGUUACCGCGCCCUGUCGAUCCAGCAGUAUUUUACGACCUGGUGAAGAUAAGACAGCUCGUGGACGGCGCUACGGAUCUGGCUGUACGAGCUGCGAAUGGCGUCGCAUCCUCGACAUUAUCAAAUUCGCUAGCAGGCGGAGCUGCGCAUCAUAUGCAAGCUUUGGGGCUUGGGUUUGGGAAUAAUGCCGGCGCAAAACUUAGUCCAGAGCGGAAAUUUCGAAUGCGUGAGCAAGCUACCCAGAAGUUGUCGCGCGCGUAUCAUUUGGAUGAGAUAGCGUCGAGCGUGGCGACGAUGCAAUCUACCUCGACUUUGGAAAAUGUCGCCAGUCUUGUUUUACUCAGAGCACCUGAUGAUCCUGACGCUAACUAUGUCCAUUUCUUCCAUGAGAAGAUCCCGUCGAGGCAACUGGCUGAGUGCACAGACUUUCGCGCAUUGGAUCUUAUAAUAGGACAACGGCCCUCUGAUUGCGAGCCCCUGAGGACUCGUGCCAUCGUCCGAAUGUUCAAGGAUGAUUUCGAAGGUGCUGUUCGUGAUCUUACCUCUGCGCUGGGAGUGUACCGUCUUCAACAACCGCGGCACAAACCGGCAUCAGACGAGUCUAUGCAACUCGAGCAGAAAACUCGGCGGCGGCGAGAUAAUCCCCCUCUUGACGAAAGAGAUCACCCAAGUAGUAUAGAAGUACAGCUAUUAUUUCAGCGGGCUGGCUGUUACCUCACUCUAGCGUGUGAUAACGUUGCGCUUGCGCUCCCUGAUUCACGUAUUGAGCAGAACGCGAAUUCACAGAAUGGUACGAACGGGACGAACGGGGCCAGUAAUGGUAUUCCUAAUGGCGAUUCAACGCCACCACAAGCGGAAGAGUAUCCGGAGAACAAAGGUCCGUCUAAGAAGUUGCUAGAAGUGCGCAAGGCGGUACGUGUUUACGCGAAGCGCGCGCUACGAGAUUACAUGGAGUAUCUCAAGCAUUUUCACUAUUCGCCCAACCUACCUAUCGAGGUGUCGGAUGAUUUUAGUCGCCAGGUAAAUCAGGCGACUCAUCGUAGCAAAAGAUACUACGGACAAUCUCGCCAUGCAUCUCAGGACCCAGGUAGCCCUACGGGAACCUCGCCUAGCCAUACGGUAUACGAGCUGUCUUCCCUUUUCACAGCCACACCUCCCGCAGAUCUGCCGCCGUAUCCCUCGACGGACCUCGUAUCUCCAGGCAGUGCUACUAUGGAAUCGAUUCAAACAACUACCGAGGUGGUCACUUACCACCCCUUACUGACCGACGCGCUACAUUCGCUGCUACUAUGCCAUACCCUUAUCCAAACCUCAGCAAAAGAGCUCCAGCGCCAUGCGCACAUGGUCGCGCGACUUGCUCGUCUUGCCGAUGGCUAUCCAGUUUUCCAGGCAAGUAGGUCUCCCGCCCGAGCAGAUUGGAUCGAGGUCCUCCGGCGAGCGGAGAACUGGAUCGAACUCUCAUCGAGUUGGGAGGCUCUCUGCGCCCCCGCCCCGCUACCAAUCCCCGUGUCGAUAAACGGGGUAUCUACUGCGACCGCAAGCGUCAACGCCCUAUCAAUCACCGGAGGCGCGGCCCCCGCCGAAACUGAGGAGCAGCGGAAGGAGCGGAUGCGGCAACAAGCUAUCAUCGAGGCUCUAGAGGACGAGCGUGUCAACGACGAGGCGAGCUUCAAAGCAGCGAUUCUUGCUCGACAGCGAAGAGCCGAAGCCGAUCACGCAAGCUCCACCAACGGCGGUAUUCCUAGUCCGCAUGCCGGCCCUAAGCGCUGGGCUGUAGAUGACGGAAGGGAGUACCCUAUCCUCACAGAACGCGCGGAGGCGGUCGCGAGGUGGAUACGCGAGGCGCCGACGGGAUCCGGUACCGGGAGUAGCAAGCGCAAAAAGAAACCGAGAGCUGCGAAGCCAGCCGCCGAAUGCGAUAGCUAGGGGCUAUGGAUGAAGUCUGAACUGCCGCCCAACCUAGCUAGGGAGCGCCCUUAUGCAAGCAAAACAGCUGUUUGAAUAACACGAAGCAGCCAGUGUAUCCAACAUAUGUACUUCGUAGUAAAUAUUCCAAAAGCGAUGCUUUGCGAACCUGUAUGUAUGUACUAUCGUCGUCUAAAGCGACGGACGUGUAAUCCGACCUUGUGAGUGGUUGUGAUUAGCCGAUGUGCCGUAUUUGAUGGCAUCUUUAACUGCGCUUCCUACUAGUUGCA
Molecule: messenger RNA, 2847 nt
Organism: Daldinia vernicosa
Lineage: Eukaryota; Fungi; Ascomycota; Sordariomycetes; Xylariales; Hypoxylaceae
Exons: 2
Coding region: 389-2578 (729 amino acids)
Source: RefSeq, a predicted model, not a curated record